Molecule: messenger RNA, 2216 nt
Organism: Durusdinium trenchii
Lineage: Eukaryota; Dinophyceae; Suessiales; Symbiodiniaceae
Source: the annotation of a GenBank genome assembly
CGCCGAUUUUCCACAGCCAAUAAUUGCCCGGAAGUCGCCAUGGCAGACUCGCAGCCACCAGACCUGAGGCCUUCUGGGACUGGUUCAGACUUCGACCCAACAUGGAGCAAGGAUCCAGUGGAAGAGAUGAGGCAACCGUUGUUGCAGCCGGAGGCGGCCGCCAUGGAGCCUUCACAGACGUGGCACCAGUCGCAGGCGGAUAUCAACAUGGCCCUGGACCGUGCCGCUGCUGCGCUGGAGAAGCUCAGUGCAUCGAACCCGCGGACUUUCGAGGGACCCACAUCACCAACGACAUUCCAUAGUAUCGCUACACCAGGGAGUUCACAACGGAACUCGUUCGUCUUCCAGGAGUCGGAGUGGGAAAAACAUCAGGUGGUGCCUGUCACAACCUACCACAGUAUUGCGACGCCCGCAGGUUCGCAACGGAACUCGCAGGUGUUCCAGGACGAGCCCAAACAUCAGGAGAAUUGCCACCGGGAAGCUGAACAAGGUGAGUCUUCUAUUGAUGAGCCAGAUGACAACCGCGGGAACCGCCGGAACCGACGUAGUCGUUCCAAACGCAGCCGGCGAAGCCGGCGCCCCAUUAAGGAAGCCUGCUGUGGGGAGAGACGCUGUGUGGAGGCGCGACAUGUGCAUUGCUUUCAGCUUUGCUGCGCACGCCUUACCUGCUCAUGGUGUUUGAAAGGGUCGCUGCUUGUCUUAGCGGUGAACUACAUCUUCCUAUCAGGACCUUUGAGCCAACCGUUGUGGAUUCCCAUCAGCACGAAAUAUGCCUGUGAGUCAAAUGAUGAUGGGAAUGGGCCCAAACUUGUGGCUCACAAGAAAGAUCUUUCCGGUGGUUUGCAUGCGUGCGAGACCUUGUGCAACCAGCAUCCUGGCUGUCAGGCGAUCGAUUGGUACAACACCACCAGGUGGUGUAACCUUUAUGCAGUGCCAUGCUUGAAGCCCACUGCCAACUGGGAUGGGGCGAGCAGCUAUCAGAAGGCCGUUGUGUGCCAGCUUUCCAACGGCACUAGCGGAGUGCUCAUCGGUGGGCAGUGCCAUGUAGGAAUUCACGUGCCAUCUAUGUCCUCAGUGGUGGUGCAAGAAGUGCCUGCCAUGCUUUCAUCCUGGAGAAGUUGGUCCAUGACGCUUUUGGUCACGCUCAUCUACUGCUACAUGAUGUCGGAGUGGUGUCGGGAGAAGCUCCGCCCUGCUGUGAAAGUUGCCACUUGGCCAAUUGUCACACCAAUCAGAUCGACGUAUCAAGGAGGCAUUGCUCGAAAGGUUGGAGUUCUAGUCCUUCUGAUAGCUGCUUGGGCAGCUGGUACGUUCCGAUACUGGGGUUUGCCUCCUCAUCCUGAGAAAGUGGCUCGAGGAGAAGUGCCUGAGCUGCCUCUCAUGGAGUGGGGCUGGCUUGGCAUCAGUCUGCUGGCGCUUCUGCUCCUGCUUUGCAAGGGCUUCCGAGCCUGCAUCCUCUCUACAGUUGUUGCGAUUGGCAGCUGCAUCAUGUCGGUCUUUGCGACCGCUUGCACCACUGCUGCAUCGCUCUGUUUCGAGUCGAGCUUGCUGGCGGAUGCUGCCGUGAUGGGUGGAGGUGCUGCCGUGGCGGCCGAAGGUGCAGCGGGUGCGACGGCCGUCGCGGAGGCUGGUGCCACUGUGGAGGCCACUGCUGCGGCAGAUGCGGCACUGGGCGUUGAAGGGACAGCCGCCGCAGAUGUGGUCCUCGGCGUUGCAUCGUCGAGGAUCCACUUUCGGGCGGAGCUGUGGUUGGAGGGAUGUCAUGGAAAAACUGAAGUUCUAAAGGAUGGGGUUACCAACAACGAGUUGAGUCAGCGGCGGCACAGAUUUUAGGGUUGCUGCGCUUGAGGCUGAAUCUUUAUAUUUAAACCCCUUGUGCUGCCAACAAGGAGUAGUAGCAUAGUACCCACAUAGAAUGGGCUCCUAAGGACAUGGUGUGGUCGCGAACCUACCUUUAUGGUGAUUUUCGCUUCGCUUUCCUUUUUGGAGCCAAGGCUGCUGGCGGCGCUGCCGCAGGCGAAGCCGCAACUGCGGCGGAGGCGGCGGCCGCCGCGGAGGCCGUUGCGGCAGCGGAUGCCGCCGUGGCAGCAGAGGGUUUGGGCCUCCUGGCGCUUUGUGCAAUCCAGUGAAUUCAUGUAUAUAGCUCUCCUCAUUCUGAAUGAGCCGCCUUUGGUGGUCCUCAUUAGCCGCAGUCAGCAAACACGCAGCCAAAAGAG